Messenger RNA from Colletotrichum fioriniae, 1014 nucleotides. Lineage: Eukaryota; Fungi; Ascomycota; Sordariomycetes; Glomerellales; Glomerellaceae. The record is from RefSeq and is a predicted model, not a curated record.
AUGAAACCUAUCAACGACAUGAGAUCCCGGGAUUCUGCAGAGUUGAGCUUAGCCAAGAGGAAGGCAGCUGCUGCAGCGACAAGACGUCGAAGAGAGGAAAAGGCAGCCGCCUUGCGUCGGCCUCAGGGCCAGUCCAGACCUCACAGAUCCAUCACUUCAUCAAGCCAAAUCCUUAAAGGUGGAGAUGUCAUGGAUUUCUACAACCUCUCUGACGAAGACAUCUUGGAGGAGCCCGAGUUGGAGGAUGCCUCGGAAACCCCGAUUAUGCCGGCGCCUUUACGGCUACCGCCCUCCCCGCCGACCCCGGCCUCUACAGUGUCAUCGGUCGGUUCCAAGCGACGGACAUCUUCCAUCCAUGCUGACGACGUCGCCAAGGAAGGAGCGCUGCAGGUUGCUCAGAUUGCGGCCAAGCACAAGUUUGACCUUGUCUAUAUCGUCAACUUGUGGCCCGAAGGAGCGUCAGAGUUGUCGUCGCCCACGUUCCGCUCUUCUAUGGAUUUCUCAUCAAGGCCCUCAAGCAUGAGAAACUCUCUCCUUGGGCCCAUGGAUGGACCCAUGGUGGACACAACUCCCGGUAUGACCGGGCGUUUGCUCGCCGCCUACGGCUUAUCGAAUCUGACCAGCCCUUUCCGCAUCUCGGCCACUGUUCAGUCCAGAAUCUUGAAGCAGGAGGGCUGGAUGGAAUACCGCAGUGACGACGCGCAGGCGGGCGAAAUCGCACGGGGUUACGGCCACGCCUUUCACACGGCCACAGGCCGAAGAGGCUCCGCCAAUUCGAGUUCCCGGAGCCCGGGUCCGCAAGAUGUAGCCCAGAACGAUCGCGGCAUUGUCUUCGCCGCCUACCGCUACCCGAGCAAGGACUCACAAACAAUCGGAUGUACCAAGGAGGAGCUGGACGCAUUGCGCGCAGAUGCUGAAGGCCUCGUGGAUUAUCUCGUCGCCAUUCACAAGGCUCGACGCCUCCGAGAUCCCAUGACACUACAGACCUUGGUCGACGAGGACGCCACGCCUUGA